UGGAGCGUGACUGCGUGCGCUGUAAUAGGAAGUUCCUCUGCAAAACUUUUUGGAAACAAUCCUGUCCCACCAGUUCCAAAUAAACAACGACACCAUAACCUUCAGUCUUUAAAUGGGAGAGCUGCUCCGAGAGUGAAGAAGAGCUGCAUCAGCUGUCAUGGAUGCACAAACAGGAACUGAAGGACUCGCUGUUUGAUAUGUACAAAGCUAAUCCUAAAGUCAAUGAAGAACUGAAACAAAGGCUGCCAUCCCCUGUAAAGCACCAUUGUUCAGAGACCACACCACAACUUGGAUCCUCUGAACGAGAAUCUACAGCUGUAUCCCAAUGUCAGAGUUUGUCAAAAGCCCUGGAGGAAAAACUCAUACAAGUACCUAAGAGUCCCAGGCUCGGAGAAGGUUUGAUGGUUAGACCCCCUCCACCCCCGCCUGCACCAGGCCAAGCUCUUGCUGAAGUGAGAACAAUGGAGGAGGAGAGACAGCCCCUACAGAGACCCUCAGCACAGCAAGAACAGGAUAGAAAAGAGACGGACAGCAGUCCUAUCCAUACACCUCACAUCAUCAGGGCAGCUUCUGCUACUCUCAGGCUUGCUCACGAAGGCCAAGGAAAUUCCAUAGUUACCAAUGAGUCCAAAAAGCAGAUCCCAGUUCUGGAUAAAGAGAAGAACAUCGCAUUCCUUUUAAAGGAGCUGGAUUCCCUUAGAGCCCUUUAUAAGAAGCUCCAGGACAAGUUGGCACUGAAGGAGAAGGAGGUGGAAACCAAACUUCUGGACAGCCAGCUACAGGAGGCUGAGCUAGAGGCACGAGCCAGUGAGAGAGCUGCAGCGUUAGUGGAGGAGAUCUAUAAGGCUCAGAGGGACAGAGACCAGGCUGUGAUGGCCAGACUGCGUUUGGCAAACGAGGAGAGGGAUGAAGCUUUACUUCGGGCCAAGAAGAUUCAGGAGGCAACACUGGAGCUGGAUAAUAUUAAACCUGAAGAAAGUGAUGUGGACCUGGAGGAGUUGUUGAACAGGGUUAACAGCGCAGACUCUGCCCUUGCCAUAGAGCAGAGCGGGGCGGCCAUCGUCGAACAAAUUCAGAGGGCCAGAGAGCGCCGCUCCCAGAUCACCUCAGAGGAGAUGAAAGCUGUUAUAGAGGAGAGAGACACCGCUUUAACCAGAUGCAAACGCUUGGAACAAGAGCUGCUGCAUGCAAAAGAGCCAAGCCAUAAUUCUGCAAACAACACCCGCCACCUGGCCGCCCAAAACAAUCGGGAUCGAGCAAGCAAGCUUGAGGAAGAGCUUCAGGAAACUCAGAGGGAAAGAGAUAGAGCCCUGGAACUCAGUCGCAAACUGGAAGAGGAGCUGCAAACCUUACGCAGCGUGAUGCAUAUUCAGGCUGAUGAAACCAGUCAGGACAGUCCGGACUCCUCAAACCAGAACCGGACCCAGAUUCAGCCCCUGCUGUUCCGUCUGCAGCAGCUGACAUCAGAACAUCAAAGCGCUCAGACCCAACUCUGCCAGGCCCAGGAGAGAGAGAGGGAAGCCAAUGAAAAAGUUCAGAGGUUGGAGAGAUUGGUGGAGGUGUUACGUAAAAAAGUGGGCACUGGCGGUGUCCGAAAAGUGAUCUGAUGGACCAAUUGGCCGUCGGGCGACCCUAGCAGGCGGCCACAUCUGGUGACCAGGCUGCAGCGUUUAACUCUGAGCAAACAGCCGAAGCCUGGCCUGGGCAAACAACGGCUGGAAGUGGCAUUCUUUUCUUCCAACCCAAGCUCAGAAACUGCAUCGUAAAUGUUUAACCACAUUCGCUUUGCAGUCACAAAUGAAACUGCUGCCAGUGUUACCCUUUCACACUCUAUCCUCUACUCCGAAUUUUUUCCUCUCUGUCAAUUUUUAUCAACUCCUUGUUAUGAUGUUAAGUCUGUUUAAAUGAGGGAAAUUGGAUUGGACAAUUACUUGGUCAGGUACUAGCCUUUUGUGGACCAAGCUGAGCAUUUGUUUUAUUUUUUUUGGUACAAAAUCGUGUACAGACAAACUGAACUAUAUAUAUAUUGCGUUCAUGUUUUUGAUCAAAUUGAUAAAGGGAGUUAAAUAAAAGGACAAUUAAUCAGUCAACCAAAAGCAAAUCAGUAUUUAUGAUGUUGCAUGAAAUCUUGCUCAGUACAUGCUCUUAAGUGUUAUUUAAUAAAAUGAGUGUUUUUUUCAUUCUGUAUUAGUUUUCUGAUCUAAUAUUGUCAGCACAAUUUAGUCAGUUCUUUUCAAAAUCAUCAAAUCAAAAAUAUUACAUCCACUCACUUUUAAAUAUUUAAAAUGAGCUAAAAUGUUUUGUUUGUUUCAUUGUUCACACUGAAUUAUUGUGAUAUCUUGGUUGACCCAAAUGACCCAAAAUAUGAAGCAACCUUUUAAAUUCUGCCAAAUGAUAACCGUUUAAAUGACAGCCUGUUGAAGAUUUUAUUCUCUGGUUGGUGUCAUUUGGAACAGGGCUUUUGAAAUGUGAAAAAUGGUCUUAAAACAUGUGUUUUAUAUUAAUUUAGCAACAUUCAAAUUGCAUGCAUGUCUAGCCUAUUUUACCCUCAAAGACCCAGCAGAGCAGAAUUGCAAUUUUUUUUAAAGCAAUUAAACAAUUCCCUUUUUUAUUAUUAUUCAAAUCAGAUUAUAAAUACACCGUAGUUGAAUCUCUGAACUGUACCAAAAUGUUUUGAUGAGAAAUAUUGCAUAUUAAAUGUCACAACUUGCUCAAGUCAUUCAAA
This is a messenger RNA of Xyrauchen texanus (razorback sucker), 2725 nucleotides long. RefSeq names its product mirror-image polydactyly gene 1 protein-like. The coding region runs from base 162 to 1607 and encodes 481 amino acids. Lineage: Eukaryota; Metazoa; Chordata; Actinopteri; Cypriniformes; Catostomidae. The transcript has 14 exons. The record is from RefSeq and is a predicted model, not a curated record.